Molecule: messenger RNA, 1725 nt
Organism: Komagataella phaffii GS115
Lineage: Eukaryota; Fungi; Ascomycota; Pichiomycetes; Pichiales; Pichiaceae
Exons: 1
Coding region: 1-1725 (574 amino acids)
Cellular component (GO): nucleus
Molecular function (GO): protein binding; cis-regulatory region sequence-specific DNA binding
Source: RefSeq, a predicted model, not a curated record
AUGACACAGUCAGAACCAGAGCCAAAGAAGCGUAAAACUGCUCUACCUGACCAUUCAAAAGCUGCACAUGUCAAAUGGCUUCCUAAAAGAGUGCAUACGUCGUCUGUGGUUCCCCGUCAUCCUCUGGGCGUGAAACCCUCUGGAAAUCGUCUAUUGGCAUCACAUGACUCAAACUAUCCAGACAAGUCUCAAAGAAGGGGUUUCUGGACCUUAAUGGCCUCAAACGAACAACUCAUGACGAGAAUUCUUCAUUUCAUAGAUUCCCCUUUGGAUUUGAUGAAACUUGGACACACCUCCAGGAUGAUGUAUGCCUAUACAUGGAAUGAAGAACUAUGGAGACAGUUGUAUAUGCACAAGGCUGCCAAAUCAGUUGAAUCACAUUAUCCACUCGGAAUUAAAGAGUGGAAGGGUUCUUGGAGGCGAACACUUUUGGGGAUAGAAAGAGACCAAGAAGCUCUCAUCCAAGUAAAGGAGAAUCAGAUAUGUUCCGAUCUUCUCUAUCGUCCUUAUCAAUGCUCUCAAAUUGAUUAUUCUGAGAUCUGUAGGGAAAUUAUUGAAGAUGAACGAGUUUACCACGAUCAUCCGGAAGCUUACGCCAAGCACAACUCUCUGAAAGGCCAUGUGGUACGAAUUCCAGAAGAAAAGAUGACUUUGGAAAACUUUGAAACCAACUUCACUGAUCUACCAUUCAUCAUCACUAAUCUUAAUCGUUCUAGGUGGCCUAGUUGGUCCAUGGAAUCACUUUUGGAGCGUUUUUCAAACGUACAGUUUCGCCAAGAAAGCGUUAGGUGGCCACUGUCGUUUUACUGCGAGUAUUCCCUAGAUAAUUGUGACGAAUCUCCUUUGUAUCUUUUUGACUGCAACAGUGAUGCCAUGAAAGAGCUGGUCAAUGAACUUACGGUACCAGAUUGCUUCAAGAAAGAUUUGUUCACAGUGUUUGAUGAGAAUGAUAUCUUAUGCCGGCCAGAUCACACUUGGUUGAUAAUGGGGCCCAAGAAUAGCGGUUCAACGUUUCACAAGGACCCUAAUUUCACCUCUGCUUGGAACACAGCUAUAUCGGGAAGAAAGCUUUGGAUAAUGUUACCUCCGGACAUAAAGCCACCCGGUAUUGGGACUGAUAAAACAGAAAGUGAGGUGACAGCUCCUGUAGGAAUUGCAGAGUGGACCCUAUCUGGAUUCAUGCAGGAUGCGCUGAAUUUGACGAAAUCUGAUCAAUGUUUGGUAGGUAUAACUUAUCCAGGAGAAUGUAUGCACGUCCCAGCAGGAUGGUGGCAUAGUGUUAUUAACUUGGACAAUUCAAUAGCGAUGACGGGAAACUUUAUUCCCGAACCUAAGUUGCCCCAUGUACUAGACUUCGUCAAGAAUAAAAACAAUCAAAUCUCAGGUUUUCAUUCCUUGGAUGUCAAGAAAUCAUUAAUCAAUAUUUGCAAGAGAAUGAACCAGAACACAGAAAGAUACCAAAGAUUUCAAGACUAUAUCCGGGAAGCGAAAGAUGAUAACGAAGAUUGUGGAGAAAUAGCAUUCGUUCCGAUGCCUAUAUAUGAUAUGUUCUUGGAAUUGUUGGAACAAAGCGAGCAAUUCAACAGCAUUGAUUUGAAUAAUGUAGUCGAUGUCUUAACAACAAUAGAAAAGAAAAACCGACCGGCAAAAGUCAGAGAAUCCAAAACCUGGAAUCAAUUGGUGUCACAAAACGGAUUUUCCUUCGGAUUUUCAGAGGACGACUAA